Caenorhabditis remanei is the source of this 1551-nucleotide messenger RNA. RefSeq lists its product as uncharacterized. Gene Ontology annotation, cellular component: membrane raft. Gene Ontology annotation, biological process: sensory perception of chemical stimulus; innate immune response. Bases 1 to 1551 code for a protein of 516 amino acids. The record is from RefSeq and is a predicted model, not a curated record. NCBI's taxonomy places the organism in Eukaryota, Metazoa, Nematoda, Chromadorea, Rhabditida, Rhabditidae. The transcript has 7 exons. Gene Ontology annotation, molecular function: transmembrane signaling receptor activity.
AUGAAAUUCAUUUUUCUUGUUCUACCAACUCUUUUCAACUGUAUCUAUGCUCAGCAACUAGUUGAUUUGAAAUCUUUUCUUGGUGGAAAUGUGAAGAAUCCCAUCAAUGCUCAUGCCCCAUACGAUGUGUUUGUUUCUGCUACAAGUGAUGACGCUGACAUUUUGAACAAGAUACAUUUGAUAACUGAGGAUAAACAAAACCAAACAUUUAUGGAUUUAAAAAAUCGCAAACCAUUCCUCACAACCAGUCAAAUUCAGCCGUUCUCAGUUCAAACUUUAGCAUAUGUCACAACAAAUUUGACAAAUGAACAAAUCAGGAGAUUAACUGGAAUGAUAUAUAUCAGUACCACAAUACAAUUGCAAGUCAAUAACUUCCAUGUCAUUGACAUCGACAAGACCCAAUCUCUCGAUCUUCCAAAUGAAAAUCAAACUAUUCUGUUUCUCAACUCAUAUAUGGGAUCAACUCCUUUCAAAUCUUCUACAAUCAGUUCAUGGGCUCAGCCAUCCAAUGCCUCUAUCUAUUUCUAUAACGGAAUUCCCACCGAUGAACCUGAAAAGGAAGAUUCUUUCAUAUUUUCGAAUCCUGUUUCAACUGCUGAUUUUGGAAAUGUUUUCUUCCCGAAUGUUGAGAAAUUCUCAUUGAGUCUCGGAGCAUUUUAUAUCAAAUACUACGGUGCACUAACUUUCCAGAUUACUCCAGAAUAUUACGAUGCAAACGAUUCAUCCACUCAACCUUUCACUACCACUGGGUUCUACAUGAAACCAGUCAAUCAAUCUGAUGAAACAAUCAGAAUUAACACAGCUAGAGAUCCAGCGUAUAAUGGAAUUGUAGGAGCUAAUAUUGUUGGCUCGCUUUCGAAAAACGGUCAAGUCACUAUUGGAGAACACGAAGGACUCUCAUUCUCUCAGAAAUCCAUUACUCCAACAAAUCAGAUAACUGGUUGGAGUACUAACUUCACUGGGGAUAAUUUUCAGAUUUCGUCAACUAAUGGUCAAAAUGGACAGUAUUUUGUGCAGUAUUAUUUCUGGUCUCGAUACUAUAUGCUUAUCGCACUGAUUCUCUGUGGAUACAGUUGUCUUCCUCAGAUUCCUGGAGAAUAUCCACAGAUGUCUCUUGUAAAUGGAUCAUUGUAUUUCACUUUUUAUCCAGCUCGUGUUCACAGUUUUAACGUUCAAGUUCUCACAUUUUCUGUAGUUUAUUUUGUUACGUUAGUUGGAUUAGGAAUAUCAGUUCCUUUGAUUGCAAAGUACCGAUUUCGAGAUGUAGUUACUGAUAGUGGACUCUCGAGAAAACUUACGAGAAUAGCUCUGACUUAUGGUUUUGUGUAUUCUGGAAUAUUGGCAUGGACCGUCAUAAACACUUUGCAAUCACUGUUUUCCUUGUUUCCGGAGUGGUUUGGAAAUGCCUCGUAUGCCAUGUUAAGUGUUGCUUCGGAUAUGAUGACCCUUGCACUCCCUUACAUUCUUUUAAUCUACGAUUCGAACAUUAAAAGAGAUCUUCGUAAUCCACUGGAAUCAUCAAAGAUAACAACUGCGAUUGUCAGCUCAUAA